AUGCUUCGAACUACAAUCGUUUGCUUAAUUGCCUUAGCUUUGCAGAUAUCUGCAUUGCCUAAAUAUAUUGAAAAUCUUGAACGUGAUUUAGCAUCAUUACCUGAAGAAUAUCAAUAUUUGGCUAAAGAAAUCAAUUCGAAGCGUGCAGCUGAUAAUGAAGGAAAUACUGAUGCAUAUUGUUGUAAGAAUUGGCAACAUAUUAAUAAUGAUGAAGUAGUUACUGGAGUUCAAACAUCAUUAGUACCACAAACACAUACGGUUACAAUUGGUUAUAAAGAUUGUCAUGGAAAUUUUAAUCCAACUCGUCCACAAAUACCAAUUCCAGAUUCAUCAAACCGUCCAACAAGAAAUGGAACAACACCUUCAACUCCUUUAGAAACAACAACUCUAUGUCUGUGGACAGCAGUUAAUAAGACAGAAACUUAUAUGGCUACUCAAUAUACAACUGUAACAUAUCUUGUACCGAAUUCACAUACAUAUUGUGCUCCAGAAGAUUAUAAAUGUUGUCCAAAUUAUGUUAUGAUGAAUAAUAAUUGUGUUGAUCAAUCUGUCGUUGCAAAUCUUGAAUUUCUCAUGCAACUUGGUUUAAUUAGUGGUGUUGGAAAAAAAUAA
Messenger RNA from Rotaria sordida, 612 nucleotides. NCBI's taxonomy places the organism in Eukaryota, Metazoa, Rotifera, Eurotatoria, Philodinida, Philodinidae. The record is from the annotation of a GenBank genome assembly.